AUGCCGAGUAGCUCAACGAUCCAAAACGUCUCUCCAGGCUCUCUUUGCGAUAUAUUUAACCUCUAUCAAACAAAGCCGGAUAAUAGGGGUCGCGCAUCGUGGACUAAAGAACUCCCUGAAAAUCUGGUCGAACCUGCCGAGGGCGCUGAAUCAAGCUCUUACGCGAUCAUUGUGAGAAACAUCAAAUGUUACGAUGGUCGCAAGAGUCUUACAAUUCAUUCAAUUGUACUGCAAAGUGAACCGCUCAAGAAGUUGCUCACUCCUGUAAUGGCGGGAUAUCCAGGACUUACGAUGAGCCUGGACCGAAUCGAGUUCAGCAAGCCAUUCAAACCUUUCGUUCAUCGCUGGGAAAAAUUCACAGCCGCUCGAGAGAGUGAACAAGAUUCGACGACCAAGGCACAUGUCGACCUGCUGUAUGGGCUUCUAGAAAGCGAACUACAUGAUACUAUCUCCAGGAAGUCCGAUCUUAUCUCAAACGGUGUCGUGACUCACGCCUUGCUUUGGACCCUUUUCCAGCCAGGUGACAUCGUUUUUAGUGUCUUGGAUAAUCGACCCCGUGCUUUCAUUUGUGGAACAGGUGAUAUAAAUUCUCAAAGCGGUACGUUUGAACUGAACGGAAAGUACAUCGACUUUGAUGGUGACAAAUUUGGGUUUUCAACAUAUGAGUUCCAACUGGAGGCAUUCGAAGGAACAUGCCCUAUCACGGAUUUGUCUGUAGCACCCCUGGCAUAUCACGAAAACAGGGAUGCGAUUGAGAAAGAAUUAUUAUUGCGUGGAAGCCUCUGGGAGAGCCUGAGAGGAUACCAUUACAAGCAAUAUGAUGGAGUCGGCAAGGGAUACCUUUUCGGUCGUGAGGUAAAACUCAACAUCACAAGUCGCAUCGUAAUUGACACGGCGGCAUAUAUCACGUUUAAUCCCCACGAAGAAUUUCAUUUGUCAAAUACCAUCGCGGCAGAGCUUUCCGAGGUUCAAAGGAUGAUAGCCACACCAAUGUUGCGUGGUUAUGCUCUCAAAGACAAGAAAUGGCUCGAGUUCUUUGUCGACAAUGUCACAGACAUUACCUGGAACGCGCAAGCGUUUCAAUCCUUAGUCCUGCCAGACAAUCAGCAACAUUUGAAGAAACUCAUCCUUGCCGUUGCCAAGUCGAAGUCGAAUGGCCUUGAAGUUUUUGAUGAUGUCGUCCAGGGCAAAGGACGUGGCGUUAUUAUGCUUCUCCGUGGUCCGCCCGGAGUGGGCAAAACUUUGACGGCUGAGGGUGUUGCAGAGGUCAUGAAAGUACCUUUAUACGUUUUGAGUGCGGCAGACCUUGGUACAAGUCCUUCAAGAGUUGAAGAAAGAUUGAAGGACGUUCUCUCUAUUGUUCCCAAAUGGGGAGCUGUCCUUCUUCUUGACGAGGCAGAUGUUUUUAUGGAGGCCCGCAAUUCAACUGAUCUCGCGAGAAAUGAGUUAGUUUCCAUAUUCCUGAGGGUUUUGGAAUACUAUGAGGGGAUUCUAUUUCUUACCAGUAACCGUGCCGAAAACAUGGACCCGGCAUUUGAAUCCCGAAUUCACGUGUCGAUUUGCUACCCGGAACUUACUGAGAAAACGAGACGUCAGAUUUGGAUGCAGUUCCUGGCUGCUCCAAACGUGGAAAAAUUCUCCAACGAACAGCUUGACGAAAUUGCGAAGUUGGAGUUGAAUGGCCGACAGAUCAAGAAUGUGCUCCGAACCGCCCAUCUGCUUGCCCAAGAGGAAAACACCAGCGUCGGCUAUGAAGAUGUUCAAACGAUCCUGAGUUUGAGAUCCGUUUAG
This is a messenger RNA of Aspergillus tubingensis, 1791 nucleotides long. RefSeq names its product ATP-binding protein. Lineage: Eukaryota; Fungi; Ascomycota; Eurotiomycetes; Eurotiales; Aspergillaceae. The transcript is spliced from 3 exons. Gene Ontology annotation, molecular function: ATP hydrolysis activity; ATP binding. The record is from RefSeq and is a predicted model, not a curated record. The coding region runs from base 1 to 1791 and encodes 596 amino acids.